GUUGCUCCAAGAGCCAUCUGUCGGUCAUAACGGAAACUGCAGUUCCUAUUUUCAGCUAUUUUCGCUCCAAAACAGUUCUCAAGCGGCUGAAAAGAAUGCAACAAGCUUUGUCCUCAGGCUCAAAACUUUGCCAGGCUCUAUAGCCAAACGGCUCAAGAGAACGACAAGAUAAAGAAACAAACAAAUGUUAAAUGUUGUGAUGAGAGAGAGAAGGAAAGUAGAGAGAGAGGCAGAUUUAAGACCGAAGUGUGGCGAUGUGAUUGUGAUGGUUUAGACGAGAAACUAGAACAUUUGUGCGUUGAUUUGUUAUAGUGAGGUGUUCGCUGUUCACAUGAUUGGUGCUCGCAUCUAUCGCAAUGGAAACUUUACUCCCUUCCGAGGUCGCAAGACUAGUUUUAGGCUAUCUAGAGGACGAAAAAUGCACAGAUGCAGCAAAAUGUUUCCUGGAUUCCUCACUUCACUUAAACGAAAUUCGCAUCCUUGCUCAAAAAGGAAAAAAAUAUCCUACCAAAGUGAAUGGAUUUAGUUUGGCAGAGGUGCUAGAAGAAUACUGUCUGAUUUAUACAAUUGUCCAGGAGAGUCUCUCUUCAAUGACAGAACAGCCAAAUGGUGGAAGUUUGAUUGACAACCUGCGGUAUGUGGUUCGACAUUGUCAACCAGUUCAAGUUCACAUAAAUUUACAUCCACAGGGUCAAAAUUCAUCAACAAAUAAAUCUGAGGUUUUUGACUCGUCCACGGGUUCCAACCGCCCACGUUCAAGAAAGACCACUGUGACCCAAGGGCAAGUUGCUGAAAAUGUAGAUCAAACAUCCACCUCUCAACCAGCAUUAAAUUCAACUGUCAAAGAUAGCAGUACAGCUGAAAGACUAGUUGCAAUAAGCACUUCAGAUACUCACCUCACGGCCCAACCCCCUCUUCAUGAGCCACAACUUGUGACAUCUGGAAAUCCAGUCUGUACUCAAGUGAAUCAAGAUGCCAACAUUGAUACUGAGUUCAGCUCACCCAGCCUAUCAAACUUUCCAAGUUGUCAAAAUGCUGGCUUAUCAUCAGAACCUGUUCAAAAUGCUCUGCCAGAGUCAAGCAGCACAUUUCAGAUUGUGAAUAUGGAUACCCAGGAACAAAACUCCUUAAUAACUACCACCCAACAAUCUGAUUCGUCUCUUGUAUUAAGAAGUGUUCAACAAGUUCCAUCUGCAGCUAUCAAUUCUAAUAAUGAAGUAGUGAUGCAUACAGGUGCUGAAUAUUUACGAUUAGAAAGUGUCAAGACUCAAAACAACUGUUCCAAGCCAGAAGAACCUAAUUGUUCGUUUGUCACCAAAUGUUACGGCUCUAGUAUUGUUUUCUUGGAUAACAAUGCUCUUUCUGAGCCAUGCACAUCCAAAACUUUGCCCCCCAGUAAUAGUAUUCAAGAAAAUUAUGACUAUGCUCCAAUUCUCACUCCAACUAAGACUCCAUAUGAUAGAAGAAUACUAGCAGAAGCUGCAGAAAAGUUUAAAGAAAAACUUUUAAAUAAUGAUGAAAUAGUUUCAAAACUUGUAGAAAAUAUUAACAAAGUCUUCACCCCAGCAAAGGAAUCUGAUAAUUCUCUAGCAGUUCCCUCAGAAUCAUUUGCUGAAUUUUCCAAAGAGCCUUAUCUUGAUGACUUUCUUCAUGAGUUUCUACAAUCUACAGAUGAUCACGAUCUCACUAUAAGUUCUGAAGGAGAGCAAGUUCGUGUGUUAAAUAGUUCACCGGGUUCAAAGAAAAAGAAAUCUGUUGCAAAGAACAAUAAUGGUGGUGUCAGCAAGCUGAAACAACUGUGUGAAAAUGCUGUCUCAAAUAUAAGUGGUGAAAGCAGCACGCCAUCCAAACAAUCUCUUGUCAAACUUAUAAACUCUGCCAAUUUUACUGUACCUGAACGAGCAACACCCAUGAAAGGGGCUUCAGAAGCUGAAGUCAUGACUCCUAUGACCAAACUUAUCAAGUCUAUUACCUCACCUAGCGGAGAACUUUACUUGGAGCCUUCACAAUUCUCUAAUCUUAUUGAUGUUCCAUGUAAAGACCAAUCUUUACCAGCUUUGCAGGCACCAAAUCAGUUUUCUCAUACCUAUCCUAUUGCUCUCAAUAAUGCAAUUGAGGUACCUAGACCUCAUGGACCUCCUCUUCAUGUGCCAGUAGUUAAUUGUAGUCCAACGGAAGUGGUGGAGUACACCAAUCAAGAGGGAGUUAGCACCAUUUCUACAGGUACAAUUGAGGUAGUACGUAGUACAUUCGUACCAAUUGCCCCUAAAUUAGAACCAGGUGAUGUUUUGCUACAAGUUCCUUUUGAAACAUUUCAAUUAGAACAACCAAAGAAAAGGCAGCAGCGUGCAAAGCAGUGCAUUACAAGAGGAGGCCGGCAGUCCAGUGGGCAAACGCGAGCUGCCAAACUCAAAGCUGCUGCCAAAGAAAUAGCUGCUUCCAAAGAUGCACCUGCUGCCAAAGAUGCAGAUGUUGCCAAAGACGCAGCUGCUAUGACUGACACCGCAGAAUUAGUAACAAUCUAUGCUGCUGAUGGUAUAGAAUGCAACACUGUUUCAUAUAGUAGCUCAUCAGAUCUACCCAUUCUCAUGUCAGAUAAUUCUGAUGAAGCCACUGGGGUUCAGCCUUUAGAAAGUGACAGUAGUAAUAAGGACUUGCCAAAAAAUGCUCAAAACGAGCCCAGCAGUGACGGACCACCUGAAUUAACAAAUGAUGCACCAAUUUCGGCAGGUAUUGAAAACGAUGGUCCAAAGGCAGAAGAUAACUGCUUACCACCUCUGAAUGCAUCCCUAGUUCGCAAUACGCCUGGGUUCAAUGGCGCUGCCAGAGCUAAUGAGAAACGUAUGAGCUUCAGCACUCCUCGAAGGCGUCUCAGCCACAUUAGAGCUCUUGACUUCAAUACACCACCCAAAGAUAGUGACCAAUCAAUCAGAAGAGCGAAUACAUCACCCAAAAAUAUGUCUGUAAAUGCUCUGUCACCAAACACUACAGGCAAAUCGAUUAAGUCAUCAUUAGCGGGAAGCCUGUUCAAGGCUCCAGGUGACGGCUCUCAGAGGACAAGUAAAGUCAAGGCCCAUCUUUUCAAGUCCCCUGACUACCCUUUCUCCUUGUCAAGUGGGUACAAAAUUCCAUCUUCUGCUGUUACUAGUACACCUUGUGAAGCAAGUUGCAGUAAAGAUGGUGACUCUCUACAACAACCCAGUAGUGCGUGGGACAAAAUUGGUGGAGUAAGCCUCAUCCUUGAUUCAGCUGUGUCACCUGUGAAGCGUGUGGAGCCUCAGUGCAAAAAAGGACUUAAGUCCUGGGAUUCUGAUCUGAGAUCUCUUAUCAGCUCGGAUCCUGAGCCUUUACCAAAAGAACCUUCAAGUGUACAACCUGCUCCUAAACGGAAAGUACCACCUCCUGCUCAGAGAAGACGAGUAAGAGGGAAGAAAAAUCAGAAGACAGAAGAGACAAAGUCAAAAGAAGAAGCACCUGAUAAAGGGGACGAAGCUGAGAAAAUUACUGAUCAAAGUGUUGCAGAGAAGAAAUCCUUUGAAAAAAGCCAUGAAAUUAGUACUGCAUCAGAUUGUGAAAUGGCCAAAAUGUUAGAAAAUAAUUUAAUGGAUGCAAGUUCUGAGAGUACUAAGAAGGAAAGUCCACCAAAAUCUUCUGUCACAACUGCUUUGAUAAGUGAGAGAAACACGGAAAUACCCUGUGAGGGGAAAGUCAUCGGAGAGAGUGCUGCUAAUCGUGAAUCAUCCUGUGCAAAACCAGCAUUGUCUGAAACCGCAACAGAAGGAAACUCUCAUGAGGAUUCAAGCAACACUUUAACUGAAAUGGAUCAGUCAAACAGUGGUAGUGAUUGCAAUCUGAACAGUGUAUCAAAUAUUGGAUUGUUAGAUUCUCCAAAAGAAACAAUCCCUACCAAAGCUCAAGCACACGAAGAAUCUGUAAAUAAUUGUGAAGAUACUGUCACAAAUAAGGCAAGCACUCCAGUGGCUGAUGGCAUAAUUGGAUCAGCAGUAGAAAAGUUUCGUCUCAGUAAGGCAACUUUGAAGGAAUCCUUCUCAUUUGAGACACCAUUGAAGGAUAAUGCUUUUGCUAACAUGAUCCCACAAACCCCUUGUUUCCUGGACCCUAGCUCUCAAUCUAAUGAAGAUACACCACGCACCAAGAUUAUCAAAGCUAUACCUCUUCCCAUGAUGCCUUCAGCAGAGACAAGUGAAAGUAACACACCAACGCUUCCACCCACCCCUACUAUUCGCACCACCACUCCUUCGGUGUCCCCCACUAUCCCUUACUAUCAACCCAAGGAGUCACCAUCCCGCCGAACACAGAUUUUCAAAAGUUCACCUAAAAUGAAAUCUUUUGACAGCCUAAAUAGUAUACUAGUUCAAGAGUGCUCGAGAUUAGAAGCAUCAGGGAUGCGUGAAUUACCCAAAAAAUGUGUAAUUGAACCCUCUCAGAACCAGGACCAAAUUCAAGUCCUAAUUGAAAGUGAAGAUGAUGCUGACAUCACAAAGGGUUCUAGUGAAGAUGGCACUUCUACGGCAAACAAGGAGCAAAAUAACGAUGUCAUGGAGGUCGACAUAAAAUUGGGAUGUGCCAGACUAAUGAGCUACAAAAGGAAGCCGCGUCCAGAUCAAAUGAACAAACUAAUAAUAGAUGCGCUGUCAGAGCCUUCUAGGAGAAGAAAUUGCUCAUCGGAUGAAAAUGUGGACUGCAUGAUUGUGUCACCUCAAAAAGAUGCAUUGGAAAGUUCCACUAAGGAUAAACCUCCUUCACCUCAAAAAGAUGUAUUGGAAAGUUCCACUAAGGCUAAACCGCCUUCACCUCGAAAAGAUGCAUUGGAAAGCUCCACUAAUGAUAAAUCGCUGUCACCUCAAAAAGACGCAUUGGAAAGUUCCACUAAUGAUAAAUCUCAACCUAAAGAAUGUACAUGUGAUCCUGAGAUACUAACAUCACCUCGACCCUCUGUAUCAAAAAGCUCAGAGUCAAAGAUUUCUCCUGAAUGUACCUACAAUGAUGAGGUAGCAACAUCUUGUAGACAUUCAUUGUCGAAUGCCACAAAUUCAGUAUUAGAAACUGUUAAUUCUGAGAUUCAAGAAGCUGAAGAGAUACUUGGUAGGAAAGUUUUUGGCACUAAGCUUUCGAUUACACCUUCUAAAUCACUCCAGCCACUUCAAAAAAUUCUUUCAUCUCCUGUUGUAUCUCCUUCAGAUAAAAAACAACCUGGUGUAGGUUUGGCUGUUUCUAACGUCAGCCCUCUUAGGCAUGAAGCAAGUUCACCUUUGAGGAAACCUCUCUCAACUCCUGUGAAGAUGAAAAGUGUGGAAAAGUCGAAACCGUCCUCUUCUAAGAAGAAAACACCACGAAAAAGAAAUCCUUUAGAAUCAGAUGAUGAUGAUGAUGAUGAUGAUUUGCCCUCUUCUAAGAAGAAAACACCCCGGAAACGAAAUCCUAUAGAAUCAGAUAAUGAUGAUGAUUCUUCAGAUUCAUCGUCAUCAUCAUCAUCAGGGUCAAGCUCUGCUUCAGACACAAAUUCUUCUUCAUGUUCAUCUAGCAGUGAUGAAAGCACACCUGUCAAAGAAAAUGCAUCCCCUGAAAAGCAACCUACUCCCUUGAAAUCAAGAACUAGGAGGUCUGCUGAAAAGGAUCAACCUAAACCUGACCUUGCUGCUUCUCCAAGUGCUCUCGAACAAGAAGCUCCACCAUUGAAACCUUCUGGAGCUGAAAUCACUGAGAUUUGCUCCAACGUGUCAGAAGUUGUGGGUUCAUCUGGACAAGUGUCUCAAGAAGCUGAGGCAGCAGCACAUGUUAAUCAUGAAUUGAAGUCUUUAAUAGAAACCAAAGAUAUGGGAACUUGUCAAAGAAUUGCCAGCAGUCGAAAUGCUCAUAGUGCAAAAGUGUCUGAUAUAAUAAACGAAAUGCAAGAGAAACGGCGGCGCACUCUUGAUGCUUUAAAAAAAGGUUCAUCUGGCCGGUCAAAAAAUUCUAAGGAUAAAGUAUUAAAUCCAUUUGCAAUGCAUAAAACACAGGAAUCUAUGAAGCCAGAGAUAGUCUCUCGAAGAAAGCAGGUUGGAAUAGCUGAUAAGCAACAAACCAAAGAGCCAAAUUCAAGUACUGAAGCGCCAAAGAAUCAACAUUCCAAAUCUGAUCCUGAAAAGCCUGUAAAUGAAAGAGAAUCUCAAGAAGGACGUCGCUCUCUGUCUGAUGGCACUACUAAUCCACAGUCAGAUGAAGAUGAAGGUUAUAAACUUCAUUUAGAUGAAGAAGAUGACAAAGAUGAACCACCACCAGAAACAUCAGCUCAGCCAAUAGACGAAGUAGAAAAACAAAUAGCAGCUAUGCAUGAAAGUAUUUUAUCUCCUGAUGUGAUAACACAUGAACAACCUACUGUUGUUGGCAGCCAGAAGGUAGUAGAUGAGGUAAGAAAAAACCUGAGUGACCUCGGUGAAAAGCCAUUGGAUGCGGGUUCUGUUGAAAAGUCCUUAGAAAUGGACUCUCAGAAGGUAGUUAGUAAGGUAAGAAAAGAGGAUCAGCUUUCAAAGGUAUCUGCACCCGGAACAUCUAUUCAUGAAGAACCUUCAGAAAGGCACUCCCAGAAGGUAAUAGAUGGGUUGGAGAAAGUAGAUCAGCUGUCAAAAGCACCUCCUGUUGUGAUGUCAACUCAUGAAAAGCCAUUAGUAAUUGGAACCAAGAAGGUAAUAGAUGAGGUGGAGAAAGAAGACCAGCUGCCAGAAAGACCUAAAGCAUCUGUGCAGGGUGGCAAGCCUGUCUUAGCUAAAGCGUCGAGCAAAGCAGCUGAUGAAGUCCUAAGAACACUUCUGGAAAAAGGAUUUGGCUGCGCAUUGCCUCCUCCUCCACCAGGAAAAAUUAGAAAAGUGGAACCUAAUGUUCAAGAAGCAAACUCUGAGAAGAAAGGUGAUAAAAUUGCGUCCAAUGAGAAAAAGACUGAAGUAGGUACAGGACAGUCAAAUAAAGUUAAGACUAUUGCAGAAAAUUGUGACAAAAAAGCAGCAAAUUCAGAAAAGUCUAACAAGAAAGCAGUAUCAACAUCAGAGAAACCUGAUGUGAAGACGAGCAGGCCAAAGGACAUUAAUUCAAGUAAGAGAUCUAAUUCAAGGGUAAAUAUGUACCCUGAAGAUGCAGAAGAACAUCACUCGGAUGCAGAUGAUGAAGAUGAUGCUUGUAUGGAAGAAAUCAAUACAAGUCUUGGUAAUGCCGUGGAGCUUAAACUCACCUACAAAGGACUUGGACACUUUGUACCAAAGCGUGAUUUAUGUGUUGCUAAACCACUGAAAAUCAUGAUGGGUGAAGGUCAACCAAUAUCUCUUGCUCCAACUUUAUUUCUUCCCUUGUUUGAAAGGAUACCAGGCGAACAUAGUCCUAAAUCUGAAUCCGCUAAGAAGCAAGCUCAAGAACCAGUAAGCAGAAAGAUGAGUAGAACUUCUAAGAGUAAUCUCAGUAGAAGAACUUCUGGUGGCAGUCUAGUCAGAACAACGUGGGAUGGCACCUGUUCCAGGCACCAGAAUAGCAGAUCAGGAAGGAAUAGAUCUCCCUCUCCAAGAUAUAGGCGGGUCAGUCAUCAUAAUAAUGACCGAGGUUCUGUUCGAGAUACCCACAGAAGUCAGGGUUACUAUCCAAGGAGAGAUUCUUACAACAGAAGGCAUGAAGCCAAUUCUUCACAUCACAGAGGGUCCUCAGAGUAUGAGUCAAGGCUUAGUGAAGCCUCGAAGUCUAGGACAAAACCUGUUGAGAGGCAAGAGGCAGAGGAUGGUGAAAUACUUUCCUCUGAUAGUAGUGACUUUGAAGUUAAAACCAACAACAGGAGAAGAAAAGCCUCCAGCCCUCCUUCUAUGAGACAAGUCAAAAGAAGUGCAAGGGAAGGUAUGACUACCACAGAGAAAGGUUCAAAAGAAAGUGAGCCAAAGAAAACCCAUUCCAGUCCACUGAAGGUGAAACGAACCACUAGAAGAGUUUCUCAGUCUGUUGCAAAAUUCAGUAUGGAUUUGACUGAAAGUUCUGAGAAAGAGAGAAAAACCAAGAAAAAAGGCACUGUUGAAAAACAGAGUCAAAAAGUCCCAACUACAACUAGUGAAAAGCUUGGCAGGGAUACCCAGGAUGAAGAUGUAGAUGAUCUUGACCUGGAUAAUACAAUAUUUCCUGUUCUUGGCGAAGAUGCUGACGAUUUUGAAAAUAGUACCAAGGAAACACAACCAAAUGGUUCCAAUGAGAAUGAUCAGAGUGGAGUGGUUACACGACGAAGAGCUCCACCACGCUCAGUUAAUGCUCACAAGGUGUCUGCUAUGGAGACCUGUACCCCAAUUCAAAAGGGGAAGAGAAAGCUAUCUACUUCUCCUGAUGUUGCUUCUGAGGAUAGUUGCCACAGUGUGCUGAGCUCAACUAACCCUGAGGGCCAAGUUCGAUCUUCAAUAAAAGCUGCAACCUGUUCAACUGCUCCUCCUGCCAAGAUGUCAAAGCCUAACAAUAAGGGGGAAAAAGUUGCAGAAACUGAAAUUAUAAAAAACCUUGAUGUGGAGUCAUUCCUAUCCAAGCUUCAUGGAUAAUAAAUCCUACUUCUCUGCUCAUGUGUGGAGAAUGUGCUAUGUGAUAAUAGUAAUAUAAGUUAAGGUGAAUUCAGAAAGGCGUAAAUUUUGUGGAAACUACUUCCAGACUUUUCAACAAGUGUCAUAAAAUUGACUCAGUUUGAAAACUGUUGUAGAUUUUACUUAAAAUGCAGUACUUUUCUACCAACCCAUUUGGUGCUUUUUAUUUAUUGGUUCUUUCUCCUUUCCCCUUCUCUAUAGCUAGCUAAUUUUAAAGAUGUUGACCUGUAUCGGCUCGAUUUAGGUUCAGACAUUGUUCUUGGUUUUGAAAUGCAGAGAACUACUAUAGAAGCAGUGUAAGAUAUUUGUUCAUUAGUUUCUGCCCAAUUUUGUGAUAUUGUGUAUCCUUGAAGGUAACAUCUCCAUAAUUUCUGGUUUUGGCGGACGUCUCUGUGUUUUUAAAUUCACACCUUCGAUAUCUUUCACCUUUCUUUUUAAAUUUGUAUUUUUCACCUAUUGUUUAUGACCAUCUGUACUAGUGUACCUGUUAAUUAUGUAUGUGUAUGCUUGAUUUUGUUAGUGAGAUGCACAGAAUAAGGAGACUGAAAUAGAAGCUUUGUGCAUAUUUUUAUUACUAAGCAUACUUUAUAUUUUUGUGCAAUUAGACAUAUAGUUACAGUGGCAUAGUAUUUUUAAAACCUCUUGCAUGCCUUAACAAAACAAGUGCCAUCAUUGCCUUUGUUUCUCAUAUUUUUCUUUGUUUCAAUGUUGAAGGUAAACAAGUCUGUUGAUGUGUGCAACAUGUAUAUCCACUCCAUUCAUUGUGGUGCAACAUGUUCUCAUUGAACCUUGGGUUUUGUCUGUGUCUUUCAUAGCUCUGGAGACAUAUGUAGCAGAAAGAAAAUAAAAUCCAGUGUUCGCCUUCCUUU
Thrips palmi is the source of this 9460-nucleotide messenger RNA. RefSeq names its product serine-rich adhesin for platelets-like. The record is from RefSeq and is a predicted model, not a curated record. NCBI's taxonomy places the organism in Eukaryota, Metazoa, Arthropoda, Insecta, Thysanoptera, Thripidae. Gene Ontology annotation, molecular function: protein binding.